Messenger RNA from Aspergillus saccharolyticus JOP 1030-1, 1110 nucleotides. RefSeq names its product active spliceosome conformation promoter CWC2 (gene cwc2). The record is from RefSeq and is a predicted model, not a curated record. Gene Ontology annotation, molecular function: pre-mRNA binding; metal ion binding; U6 snRNA binding. Bases 1 to 1110 code for a protein of 369 amino acids. Gene Ontology annotation, cellular component: Prp19 complex; U2-type catalytic step 1 spliceosome; U2-type catalytic step 2 spliceosome. The transcript has 4 exons. Lineage: Eukaryota; Fungi; Ascomycota; Eurotiomycetes; Eurotiales; Aspergillaceae.
AUGGCAGACACCACACCUCCCAGCACAACAGAGACGACACCAGCAGAUCCCAGCCCACAGCCCGAUGCUGUGGUGAAGAAGCGCAUCAUUCGCAAAAAGCGCCGCCCCGCGCGAGUCCAGGUCGAGGCCGACAAGGCCAAAGAGAUCCAGGCCCAGUUCCAGCCCCAGUCCGGAACGACCUACAACAUCUACUACAACAAAUGGGCUGGCGGUGAUCGGGAGGACUCGUCACAGGCAGCAGCUCAGACCAGAUGUAAUCUUGCUCGCGAUUCAGGAUACACCAAGGCCGACGCGCAGCCCGGCGCGCACAUCUGCCUGCACUUUGCUCGCGGACUUUGCCAUCGUGGCCAGGAUUGCGAAUACCUUCAUCGUCGACCGACGAUUCAUGACAUCACCCCCCCGCAGAUGGAUGUCUUCGGUCGCGAAAAGUUUAACGACUAUCGGGACGAUAUGGGCGGUGUGGGUAGUUUCUUGCGACAGAAUAGGACGAUUUACGUUGGAAAGAUUCAUGUUAGGGAGGUUGUCGCGCGUCACUUUGCAGAAUGGGGCGAAAUCGAUCGCAUCCGAGUUCUGACCAGUCGCGGUGUUGCAUUCGUGACCUACAAAACCGAAGCAAUGGCACAAUUUGCGAAAGAAGCGAUGGCCCACCAGAGUCUUGACCACAACGAAAUCCUGAAUGUUCGCUGGGCCACACAGGACCCCAAUCCACUAGCACAGAAACGCGAAGCCCGCCGUAUUGAAGAGCAAGCCGCGGAGGCUAUUCGUCGCGCUCUCCCCGCCGAGUUCAUCGCCCAGAUCGAAGGCAAGGAUGCUCAUGCGAAGAGACAGAAAACCAACUACGACCUCGAGGGCUAUGAUGAGCCGGACCAGGUGCGAUUUGCAGUUGGGCUGCGGAAGACGGAACACAGCCAGCAAGAGCAGCUUGCACUUCCGGCAGCAGAGGACCACCGCCAGCAGGAGGAACCUUCUCAGCCGCAGAUCGAACAGGGCGGUAUCUUCUCCAGCAGCACUUUGGCCGCGCUCGGGGCUGCCCGGGCGUCUGUCUCUGCCAAGCCUCAGCAGGCUGCGCCGGCGGGGCCGUUGGUUGCUUACGAUAGCGACGACGAGUGA